This is a messenger RNA of Sipha flava (yellow sugarcane aphid), 3144 nucleotides long. RefSeq names its product PH and SEC7 domain-containing protein 2 (gene Efa6). The coding region runs from base 1 to 2808 and encodes 935 amino acids. The transcript has 14 exons. Gene Ontology annotation, molecular function: guanyl-nucleotide exchange factor activity; protein binding; phospholipid binding. Lineage: Eukaryota; Metazoa; Arthropoda; Insecta; Hemiptera; Aphididae. The record is from RefSeq and is a predicted model, not a curated record. Gene Ontology annotation, biological process: regulation of ARF protein signal transduction.
AUGGUCGACGAGAUCUCGGUCGUGCUGUCCAAGCCGGAGGUGCCCUCGGGUCUGGGCUUCUCGCUGCUCAGCAUCGCCGACUGCCCGCCGGUCAUCUACGACAUCAUCGAGAACACGCCGGCCGCCGAAUGCGCACAGAUUGAAGUUGGUGAUGUCAUUAUAAAAAUAAAUAAUGAAGAUGUGCAAGCAUGUACAACAAAAGAAGUACUGAAAUGCUUGAGGUUAGCACAAAACCCUAUAACUCUUAAAUUAGUCAGAGAUCCUGCUAUAAAAAAUAAAGUGCAUAACAAACUAGCAGAAGAUGGACAUUCCCCUGAAGUAUUAUUUCAAGAUAUGGAUUCUCCUCCGCCACCACCUCAACACCACCCGCCACCAUUAGAAAUAGUUACUAGAACAAAUACAAACAAAGUAGAAGUACCUAAGUAUGAAGCUUUUAUGAUGACCGGCGAAAGAGUUAUCAAAAUGUCAAAAAAUACUCAGGUUUCACUAUUACCUAAGAGGGAUCGAAAAGUUGAUUGUUUAGUAAAAAAUGGAGGUCCUAAUAAAUUUCAAAAAGUCAAUUCAAAUUCUGUUCCUAGUAGUCCGGUUGAAAAUGACCGACCAAAUAUUGCGAAACCCAACUCUGGGAAUACAUCACCUGUUUCUCCUCCUCCUACAAGCAUUUCCAAUUAUAAACGUGGAUCUCGUUCUGAAGAUCCAUUACGAUCAAACUUUGAAUAUCCAAUGUCUUCCACUACUAGUAUUGACACCGAAGAUGAAGACAUUACAUCUUCCUGUAAUACUUUAUUAAAUACUAAUAUAAAACCACUUGAAAUAGAAGACAAGAGGGUAUUAUGGACCUAUAAUGCUGGCCAUGUACCUGAUGAAACAUCAGCGUCUUGUAAUUCUCUCCAAAAAGUAAUGUCACCUACUUCGCCAAACUCUUUAUCUUCAUCAUUAAUGUCAUCACCGUCAGACAGACGACGACCUGCAAAAGGUUCAUAUCGUGGUAACAGUCAUCCUACUAGUAGCCAUUCAAAUAUAUCAAGUCCUGACUUUCAAGAUAUGGCAGAUUCAGAUUUUUUGAUAAAUUCUCGUGAAUUAGAAGUAUCAGAUCCUAGUGAUAGUGAUUCAACUAUCUUGGCAAGUGAACCAAAAAUUAGAAAACGCUCCGUAGAAGGACAGUAUAUGUAUGAUACUCAUUCAGAUCAUCGAAUUGUUAUACAAGUGAAAGGUCCUGAAAAAACAAAUUUAUCUAAAGACAAUGAAAAUAAUAACAGAUAUUAUAAUGAUAAGGAAAACAUUAAAUAUGAUCAAGAUUUCAAAGAUGAAGAAGAUGUUCAAAAAUUAUUAGCGUUGAUGGAAGGUGCAGCUCAGUUAGCUCACUCUGUUACCAAUAAUGAUGAACAUUGGACACCAAAUGAAGAUUUAGAUUCAGAUAGUUUACAUAGUUUUCAUUAUUCUCCCAAAGCGGUAGAUAUGCCAUCAGCAGUAAGACUAGCCAAACGAUUGUUUUACUUAGAAGGAUUCAAGAAGAGUGAUGUAUCACGACAUUUAAGCAAAAAUAAUGAAUUUACAAGAGCUGUUGCUGAAGAAUAUUUAAAAUAUUUUGAUUUUAAAGGCAAUUCAUUAGACUUAGCUUUAAGACAUUUUUUGAAACAGUUCAGCUUAACAGGAGAAACUCAAGAAAGAGAACGAGUAUUAGUUCAUUUUUCGAAAAGAUAUUUGGAUUGCAAUCCUCAAUGUUUUAAUUCUCAAGAUGCAGUGCAUACUUUAACUUGUGCCAUCAUGUUAUUAAAUACGGAUUUGCAUGGCCAAAUGAUUGGUCGUAAAAUGACAUGCAAUGAAUUUAUUGAAAACUUGGCAGGAUUAAAUGACAACGAACAUUUUCCUCGAGAUGUCCUUAAAUCAUUAUACAUGGCUAUUAAGUCUAAUCCUCUUGAAUGGGCUAAUGAUGAUGAUUUAGAUGAGAAUCAACUUAAAAAUGCAAAUGCUAGUCAACCAAUUGAUGGUCUAGGAAAUAAAAUCCCUGGUCAAUUGGGUAAAAGUGGAAGUUAUGAUGAAAAUGUGAUGACUCAGGCUUUGGAGUAUAAAAAAGGAUAUGUCAUGAGAAAAUGUUGUAUGGAACCCAACGGAAAAAGAACUGCUCGAGGAAAACGUAGUUGGAAAAUGUACUAUUGUACACUGCGUGAUUUGAUCCUUUAUUUACAUAAAGAUGAUUCUGGUUUUCGAAAAUCUCAAAUUAGUGAUAGUAUCCACAAUGCAAUUCAUAUACACCAUGGCUUAGCCACAAAAGCAACAGACUAUACAAAAAAACAACAUGUAUUUAGACUAGUUACUGCUGAUCAAGCAGAGUAUUUGUUUCAAACUAGUGAUUCCAAAGAAUUAGAUUCAUGGAUAAACACAAUUAAUUUUGUGUGUGCCAGCUUUUCUGCACCUCGAUUACCAAGUGCUGUUGGAAACCAAAAAAAAUUUCAAAGACCAUUGUUACCAUCCGCACCAACAAAAUUAAAUUUGCGAGAACAACUUCGCGAACAUGAAGAUACUAUGCGUCAACUUGAAGUAGAAUAUGAUAUUCACAAAAAAAAACCUCCAGAACGUGGAACUAAAAGUAUUACUUUACAAUUUUACAAAGAAAAAGAAGCACACUUACUGGAAGAAUUGAAGCGUUAUAAAACAUAUGUUUACCUGCUAAGAUCUAAAAUGAUCCAACAUCCUGAGUAUGAUUCUAGUACUGCACUAAUGGAGACUGAUGACGAAGCAGAAGUGAUAUCUGCUGAUGAACAAAAUAGUUCUUUGCCCAUUUCCAACAGGAGUAUCGAUGCUUGAAGCUGCAAAAUAUGCCACUGGACUUCCAAGACAUUGUCACCUGGCUGUGUAGUUAAUUUUUUUUUAUUAUUAUUUUUAUUUAUUGUUUUUUUAUUCUAACCCUAUUAUUUGUGGUAAUUUUAAGAUAUUGAUAAUGUUCAUGAUUUCUAAUCAAAAGUAGGCUGUAUUCAAUGCGAAUAGUAUUUUAUUUUAACAUUUGCCAACAUUAUCUUAAUUCAAUUAUAUGUUAAUAAUUUUAUUUUUUGUCCAAUUGAAAUAAUGUUUGCAAAUUAAAUAUAAUAAAUUCUGUUAUUAGUUUGACCACCUGUGUGAAGCACCUUAUUUUUGAAAGAAAAA